UUAAUAAUUGUGGGAUUUUCUAAUUUUUCAUUUUUUUUCCCCCUCACCCCCCCUUCUUUUUUUUUUUUUUUCUUUGAAGCAACUUUAUUUUUCCCCGCGCGCACGGGGAUGCGCUGAGGCCGCUCCGCCCGGCCCGGCCCGGCCUCGGCAUGUCGGGCAGCCGCCCGCCGCACCCCGCCGUGCCGCCCGCCGCCACACCGGCCUCCUCUUCCUCCUCCUCCUCAUCAUCCUCCUCCUCCUCCUCCGCGGCGGCCAUGGCCCCCGGCUCGUCCUCCUCGGGCGGCGCGGCGGCGCGGCCCGUGCUGGUGGCGGCCGCCGUGUCGGGGUCGGGCGCGGGGCUGGCCCGGCUGGCGGCGGGGGCGGCGCGGCCCGGCGGCUCCUCCGCGGCGCCGGGGGGCGGCGGCAGGAAGAGGCCGCUGCUCACCCCGCUCUGCAACGGGCUCAUUAACUCCUACGAGGACAAGAGCAACGACUUCGUGUGCCCCAUCUGUUUUGAUAUGAUUGAAGAAGCCUACAUGACGAAAUGUGGACACAGCUUCUGCUAUAAAUGUAUUCACCAGAGCCUAGAGGACAAUAACAGAUGUCCCAAAUGCAACUAUGUUGUGGACAACAUAGAUCAUCUUUAUCCCAACUUCUUAGUUAAUGAAUUAAUUCUUAAACAGAAGCAAAGAUCUGAGGAGAAAAGACUCAAACUGGACCAUUCAGUGAGUAGCACCAAUGGCCACCGGUGGCAGAUAAUUCAAGAUUUGUUGGGAACUGAUCAAGACAAUCUUGACUUAGCCAAUGUCAACCUGAUGCUGGAGCUGCUGGUGCAAAAGAAGAAGCAGUUGGAAGCAGAGUCCCAUGCUGCCCAAUUGCAGAUCCUUAUGGAAUUCCUUAAAGUUGCCAGGAGAAACAAACGAGAGCAAUUGGAGCAGAUCCAGAAGGAGCUAAGCGUUCUGGAAGAAGAUAUUAAACGUGUAGAGGAGAUGAGUGGCCUGUACUCCCCAGUCAGCGAGGACAGCACAGUGCCACAGUUUGAGGCUCCCUCACCUUCACACAGUAGUAUUAUUGACUCCACCGAGUAUAGCCAGCCUCCAGGCUUCAGUGGCAGUUCUCAGACCAAAAAGCAGCCGUGGUAUAACAGCACGCUGGCCUCGCGACGCAAGCGCCUCACAGCUCAUUUUGAGGACCUGGAGCAGUGCUAUUUUUCCACCAGGAUGACUCGUGUCUCGGAUGACAGCAGAACCACCAGCCAGCUGGAUGAGUUUCAGGAGUGUCUGUCCAAGUUCACGCGCUACAAUUCUGUCCGACCGCUGGCAACGCUGUCCUACGCCAGUGACCUCUACAAUGGCUCCAGCAUAGUAUCCAGUAUUGAGUUCGACCGAGACUGUGACUACUUUGCCAUCGCUGGAGUGACAAAGAAGAUUAAAGUCUAUGAGUAUGGUACAGUCAUUCAGGAUGCAGUGGAUAUUCACUACCCUGAGAAUGAAAUGACCUGUAAUUCCAAAAUCAGCUGUAUCAGCUGGAGUAGUUACCACAAGAACCUGCUAGCCAGCAGUGACUAUGAAGGCACCGUCAUCCUUUGGGAUGGAUUCACAGGACAGAGAUCCAAGGUCUACCAGGAGCAUGAGAAAAGGUGCUGGAGUGUUGACUUUAACUUGAUGGACCCUAAGCUAUUGGCUUCAGGCUCUGAUGAUGCCAAAGUGAAACUGUGGUCUACCAACUUGGACAACUCAGUUGCAAGCAUUGAGGCCAAGGCUAACGUGUGUUGUGUCAAAUUCAGCCCAUCUUCUAGGUAUCACCUAGCUUUUGGCUGUGCAGAUCACUGUGUUCACUACUACGACCUCCGCAACACUAAGCAGCCCAUCAUGGUGUUCAAAGGGCACCGCAAGGCAGUCUCCUAUGCAAAAUUCGUCAGCGGGGAAGAAAUCGUCUCUGCGUCAACAGACAGUCAGCUGAAGCUGUGGAACGUCGGGAAGCCUCACUGCCUGCGCUCCUUCAAGGGUCACAUCAACGAGAAGAACUUUGUGGGGCUGGCGUCCAACGGAGACUACAUUGCCUGUGGAAGUGAAAACAAUUCCCUUUACUUAUACUAUAAGGGCCUCUCAAAGACACUGCUGACAUUCAAGUUUGAUACAGUCAAAAGUGUCCUGGACAAGGACCGGAAAGAAGAUGACACAAAUGAGUUUGUGAGCGCCGUGUGCUGGAGGGCACUUCCAGAUGGGAGAAGGCCUGUGUCUCAAAGUGCUGUCAGCAUCUGCAGGAUUUGGGAAACCCACAGCCUAUUUUCAGUUUAAUUACAAUUUUGAUCCUGGGUGAGCCACUCUGCCUUAGUUUCCUAAUUAUAAGAGUUACCACACAUACCUCUCGCUGCUGGCUGUGAUCCCACCUGCUCUGCUGCAGGACUGUGUGUGUGGAAGCAGCUCCAGGCCGGAGGAGGCUGGGAAAGCUGCCUCAGAUCUACAGGCAGCACAGUAAGCAAGUUCUACAGUGCUGUGGGCACACUCUUCUCCAUUUCUUGUUGGGCUGGUUCAAAGCAUCUUGCUCAUCUCCAUGCUGUGCUCACGGGGCAACAUCUUCAGUUUGUUCCUGAGGGGUGGGAGAUGCCAGCACAGCCUUUCCCCAGGGCUCCCCAGUGGAGCAGACUCCCAGUUUCCAUACAGUGUUGCUGUCAAGGAUUGUUCUUUAAUUAACCUUUUGAGAUGAGAUGAGUAAGUUUCAGAUCUGUCAGUUAUCUUGGGAAGCAUGAGUACAUGUACUCCUUCACUUCAUGCACUUAAGUGCAAAAUCUCAGAUCCUAAUUAAAACUUAACUAAAACUUUCAGAUUAAAUGUCAUCGAUUCUUUCUUAAAUCUAUUUUUAUGUAAUUCAGGCUUUUACUUCUUCCUGAGCUUAAGUCAAGCUGUGCUAGCAGCCCUUGCCAGAACCCAUCUUUUUAUUCUUUUCCCUUCUGCAUUGCUUUUUCUUUACUUACAAAGAUGCAGAGGCCUUUUUUUAUUGGAGCUGUCACCUUUCUGACUCAAAGGUCCAGCAGCACCUUCUUUUUACCUGUAUCAAAGCCAUAAUGAGGAAGAGAAGUUAUUCUCCCUGAGUGUUUAUUAGCAUCUUGCACCAGGUUUACUCACUUUUCAAUUUAUAAAGGGAUUUAGAAAUAAGCACUAGCUUGUAGGCUACUUGUUCUGUUAGACUCUUUGGAAAAAAACAGGCAAAUGAAAAGCUUCCCAGCAGGCUGACCAUGAAGCAAGCCUGAUUCUUGCAGUGCUGUGUUUUGGACAAAGGCAAGCAGGCUGUUGGAUAUUUUUAAAAGAGCACCUACUUAUUGUUUGUGGGGAAAGCCAUUCCUCCCUUCUUGUUUUGUGUUAAAAGUUGAUCAAUAUUUAAAAGAAGAGAAGGCUUCAGGAUUCUUUUGGCUAAGUCACUUAAUAAACAUGAUUUAAACAUGGAGAUGCUUUUCAGAACAUUCCCUGGACUAAAUCCUUAAAUUUCCCAAGUCUAGGAUUUUAGAAUAUAUCCAUGCUGCUGUCCAUUUUAACCAGCUUGAUUUGAAUCAAGAAUCUGGUCUUGAGACUGAAAACUUGAGUCUUCUAUUUUAGCAGCAUGUAAACGGGGAAUGCUCUUGAAUACAGGGACACUCCUGCAAAGGGAAAGGAAAUUAUAGUAGUGGUAGUAGCUCAGUGCAUUCAAGUGGGUAGAGAUGUCCUCUCUCUUAGAAGGGUCACUGCAAUUACAUCUGGGUAUGGGGAUCAUAGCUGGAGGAGAUUGCUUUGUGCUUUGCUUUCCCUUAUGUGUCCUACAGGAUGUUUCUCCUUCCCUAAAGGGGACACCUGUUGUUUGGACCCUCUUGUAGAGUGUAUGUACUUCAAACAUGCUGUGUUAAAUGACUGCACCUAAAGCAGCCCUUUUCCCAGGCAUGGUUAGUUGUUUCUCAGAAGGCAGCUGUUGAAAGAGAAACCAAGGCUGAACCUGCUCCCAGGACAGCAGAAAGGUAUUAGAGCUGAACACAGAAGCAAUUUGAUUAUGUAGAUUAAGCAUGGCUCAAUCUAUCAUAAUCACUGUAAAGAAGCCAUUUAAUUUUGUACCUGUUUGCACAAGUAUUCAUUACUGCUGAUAAGCAGGUUACCAGGGAAGGAUUUCACAAGCAGAAAUGUCAAGGCUUUGAUACCUGAGAGGAGAUGCAGAUAAGAACAGGAGAAAGCCAUUCAAGUUAGUUUAGGUAAAGCAUCAUGUACAUUUUUUUCUUUUGGAGGAGUAAAGAAGGGGAAUCCAUUAAGAAGAGUGCUGCAGUCUCUAACUAAAGAUGGGUGGGUGGUGGGAGGUACUGGAUGGGUACAAGAGUUCUCCUGGGAGGAAGGAUGCCAGUGGUAGGAAAGUAUCUCCUCCACUGGAGUAGAAACCCAUGUUUCUUACUUCAUCAUUCCUCAAAAGUAAAUUAAAUUUUUGGGGGUCUCAAAACAGUCAUCUAACCAUGACUCAGCAGCUCUGGAACCCCAGGCUUCAGGUUGGCUUUGGGCAUUGCUCUGUGGUGGAAGUGUACUCAUAAUUAGCCCUGAAUGUCUAAACUUCUCUUUGUUAAUCUAAGAGGAUGAAAUAUUCCCUUCAAAUAGGUUUUUGGUGCACCUUUUCAGAAAACAAGCUUUUCUUCUGUUUAGUUUUCCUUUCUUCUGAACAUCCAGCUUUGUUUCUUGAUGAUGUUUGGCUUGGAUUCUUUAAAUAGAAACCUGUAAUUGUAGCACUGUAAGUUAGUCACUUAAUAGGGCUGCAGUCUUGUUCACUGAUGAAAAGUAGCCAUCCUUUGUUUCCCAGUAGUCUUAUAAAUGGUACACAGUGUACACAGGAGCUAGUCAGGGGCUCUUAUAAUUUACAAUCAGCAAAUUGGCUCCCUUUACAGGAAUUAAUUUAGCCAAUACAAAUUAUUUCAGGAAAUGAUUCAUUGCCACUUUAAAGCGCUAAUUAAUUUGGGUGACUUAUGAACAUUAAAAAUGAAACCUCCUCUGUCAUUCCCAAGUAACUGAAUGGUAAUUCAGUGUCAUUCUUAAGUAACUUGUAUCAGCUCUAACAAUACCUCAUGUAGCUUGAAGUACAAAUUCCAACGGGAUUUUGGGGGGAAAACAAAAAGCACUUGAAACUUCAUUGUCUCUCUUUGCUGCUGAAAUUUUAAAAUCUCAAAAUUGGUGAGAAUUUUAACUUCAACUCAGUAGUGUAUUUAUUUUCACAGCAUCCUCAACUUAUUAGGAAAUACCUAGGUAGAAACCAAAAGCUUAGGAGAGAAAAGCCUGCCUGGAGUGAUCAGACCCCAGCUGUCCCUUGCCUGCCUCUGAUACCAGCUGUGCCACAGCAUGAGUAGCUCCAGCUGAGGUAUUUUCUGGAAGGGCAUCUGCUGGUUUCUGACUCCUCCUUUCUUUCCUAGAUCAGGACUGGCCUGUAGCAUUUGUGUGCAGCAUCUCCCAAGCUAGUAUCAUUGCAGGUUCUCCUCCAGUGCUGUCCCACACCACUUCUUCAUGCUGGAAACACAGAGGUCUUCAUCUUCACUCUUGUGCUUGAAAUGCACAGCAGUUUAUGGAAGGCUGAGAAGGAUCAACUUCUUAAAAAACCAAGAUGUGGCUUUGAUCAGGUUUAUUCUACUGGUUUUUUCUCCCCCACCUGAAAAUCUUCAAAGGUCUCUUUACCUCCUUGGAAAGCUGUCUAAUCCCCAUAGCCUGCAUGCUGCAAUGCUCACAGCUGGCUGUGUGAUGGUUUCCCACUCCUCUUGACAUGCCCUCUGCUCUCUGGUCAUUGGCAAUGCUUUAAACACAGUUUUCUUUGACUUUUAUUUUGCUCUUUCUUUAGGUAGUAAAUGUAUUUGAUUUCUCUUCCAUCCUACCUUUUUCAUGUCUACUGCUCCCUUACUCAUUUGAAACUCUAAAAUUUUCUUUAAAAACAAAAGGAACCUGGAACAUCAGAAGAUGUGUCAUACAUGCUUGAUUUUUCCCCCCUCAGAUUUUAGCAUAUUAGUUAUGUGUACUAGCACACACUGAAUGUAUCAGUUUAUAUACUGCUUGAAAACUAUUUUCUUAUGCAGAAUAAUUUCAACUUGCAGAUAAAAGAUGUCACAAGCUAUGUAUGAUCCUUUGCUCUGAACAUGCUCAUAUCCUUUCAUAUCCAUCGCUCUUUGUAUCCUCUGGUUUGGGCUCUAUUUUUUCUGUGGCUAAGGAGAAUUAAUUAGAAAAUACUCAGGUGAUUGACAGUGUUUUAUUUCCUGUCAAAAACCAGUGUGUGUCAAAAAGUUGUGUCCAAGUGUGGAGAAAUUUGUGGGGGGGAAAAAAAUCAUAUUCUAUUAUUAACAGUUGGUGCACUGUAUUGACAUCUCAGUCUGUUGACACUCCAGUCCAUGUGAAAGACCAUCCUGAUAAUGUGAUUAUGCAAAUGACCAGCUUCUUGAGGAAGUGUUUAAUUAUGAGUGUUCUGUAGAAGAAGAAGAAUACUGGUAAAUGUUCUUUCCUUAGUGUCCUCUCCCUGGUUGCAGGAUACCCUCUGAGCUUCCUCCCAGUGAGGACAUGACCGCAGUGAAAGGAGCCAGGAGAUUCCCUGAAAACCCAGCCUGUGUCCACUGUGCUCCUCCUGCC
Motacilla alba alba is the source of this 6584-nucleotide messenger RNA. RefSeq names its product COP1 E3 ubiquitin ligase (gene COP1). Gene Ontology annotation, molecular function: ubiquitin protein ligase activity; protein binding. Gene Ontology annotation, biological process: proteasome-mediated ubiquitin-dependent protein catabolic process. The transcript has 19 exons. Bases 150 to 2279 code for a protein of 709 amino acids. The record is from RefSeq and is a predicted model, not a curated record. Lineage: Eukaryota; Metazoa; Chordata; Aves; Passeriformes; Motacillidae.